AUGGUUCUCCUAGGACUUCCAGUGGCUGUUUUGGCAUUCCUGGCGACUACUCUCAAUGCCGUCGAGAUAGUGGUUCAUUCACAAGGGGGAAAUGAAACAAGCAGGAUUCCAUUCGGGCUAAUGCACGAGGAUAUCAACAAUGCCGGAGAUGGAGGCAUCUACGCAGAACUAAUCCGCAACCGCGCAUUCCAAGGCAGCAAGCAAUACCCCGUUUCCCUCUCCAGCUGGACUCCCAUCAAUGGCGCUAUACUUUCGAUCAAGAACCUUAGCACUCCGCUCUCGGCUGCCUUGCCUUCUUCCAUGAAUGUGGCCACUAGUUCGACCGUCUCCAAGUCCGUUGGAUUUGCUAACGCGGGAUUCUGGGGAAUAGAUGUUCGGAAGCAAAAGUACAAGGGGUCGUUUUAUGUCCGAGGAUCUUACAAGGGUUCAUUUAAGGCGUCAUUGCAGUCCGCUCUUACGAAUGAAACCUUUGGAAGCAUCAAGGUUGAAUCGAAGGCAAGGAAGAAUGAGUGGGUCCAGCACCAAUUCAUAUUAGUGCCAGAAAAGGAUGCACCGAGCAGUAACAAUACCUUCGCUGUAACGUUUGAUCCCGCAGGCGUAACGGGUGGAUCAUUGGACUUCAACCUUAUCUCUCUGUUUCCGCCCACUUACAAGAAUCGAGAGAAUGGGUUAAGGCCGGAUAUUGCCGAAGCUUUCGCUGCACUAAAUCCAAAAUUUCUGCGCUUUCCAGGUGGAAAUGCCUUGGAGGGACCGAAUCUUGCGAAUCCUUGGAAGUGGAACGAGACGAUCGGUCCACUCAAGGACAGACCUGGCCGUCCUGGCGUCUGGGGUUACCAAACCUCUGAUGGUCUCGGACUGGUAGAAUAUCUUCACUGGUGUAAUGACAUGGGCCUGGAGCCGAUCCUAGCCAUUUGGUCCGGUCUCGCACUUGACGGUGCAUACAUCAACGAAACCGAUCUCGCUCCAUGGGUUGAGGAUGCACUCAACGAGAUAGAAUUCGUGCGGGGUGACGCAUCGACACCCUACGGCCAACUUCGUGCCUCGCUCGGAUACCCAGAACCUUGGGAAUUGAAGUUCAUCGAAGUCGGAAAUGAAGACUGGCUUGCUGGUGCCCCAUCCGGCUACAAAUCAUACACGACAUAUCGUUUCGAGGCCUUCAAGAAUGCAAUCGAGGAAAAGUAUCCAGAUAUGCAUAUUAUCGCGAGCCCGUCGGUAUUUGAUAAUAUGACCAUCCCAGCACCAGCGGCAGGUGACUAUCAUCCAUACCGCCAGCCCAACGACUACUACGCCGAAUUCGACAAAUUCGACAACUUGACACCUGACAACUUGACCCUGGUUGGUGAAUUCGCAGCAGUUCAUCCUAAUGGCGGUAUCGAUUGGGCAGGUCAACUUCACCCAUUUCCUUGGUGGAUUGGGGGCGUAGGGGAGGCUGUCUUCAUGAUCAGCACGGAACGGAAUGGUGAUCGCAUCCUCGGGGCCACCUACGCACCAAUCCUGCGGAAUAUGAACCGGUGGCAGUGGUCUGUUUGCAUGAUCGAGUUUGAAGCCGAUGUUAAGAAGACCACGCUGAGUACAAGCUAUCACAUCUUCCAGCUCAUCUCAACGCAUCCCAUAACUCACAACCUACCUACGACGCCUUCAACAAACACCUCAAGUCUCUUCUUCGUUGCCGGGAAGAACGAGGAUACUGGUUCUCAGAUAUUCAAGGUUGCAAAUUACAACACAACAGACCACCAGCCAACGCCGGUUUCUCUCAAGUUUGAAGGGUUGCAGAAGGGAGCGACGGCUGGACUGACUCUACUAACCUCGGAUGCUGGUCCCUUCGGGUAUAACGACCCUGCGAAAGGGAACAACGUUGUAGUAACCACAACGAAAACGCUCUCAAUGGGUGACAAUGGGACAUUUGACUUUAUGAUGCCGGAGUUAAGCGUUGCGGUCGUGGAUAUAGGGAUACCGGGACAUGACCACUCCAACUGAAAUAGAAGGUACCCGCUAGGCUUGCAAGAGGAAGGGGUUGUAUUGGCGUAGGAUAUAAUUCUGUAAAUGCCUGUUGGGAGAGAUUGUGUGCAUUCAUAAUUUAUGCCAUGAGUGUUAGCCUGCUUUCGUUUGGUCUCCCAAAAUGACCUAUGUAAGCGAAAGGUGAGAUGUGGUGCAAACAUACGAGACACAUCCAUGUAGUCAUAUUUACUGGAAAGGGUAACAAUAGAACGGGUUAUGUAAGAGGAGAGUCGCGAGCAAUCUAAUUGAGAGGAGUUGCCUGCCUGUCAAAAGACACCUGUU
This is a messenger RNA of Lindgomyces ingoldianus, 2280 nucleotides long. RefSeq names its product glycoside hydrolase. Gene Ontology annotation, biological process: L-arabinose metabolic process. The transcript is spliced from 4 exons. Gene Ontology annotation, molecular function: alpha-L-arabinofuranosidase activity. The record is from RefSeq and is a predicted model, not a curated record. Lineage: Eukaryota; Fungi; Ascomycota; Dothideomycetes; Pleosporales; Lindgomycetaceae. The coding region runs from base 1 to 1977 and encodes 658 amino acids.